AAAAAAUAACAAACAUUGUUUUGGCCAGUAUGAACAAAACUCUUGUCCUGAGAAUACAGUUCAACCCUGGUGUUAAUGUACUUAGAGAUGUCAACAAUGUCUCAGAUUUGCCAAGAUACCAAAGUCUGUCAUCAAAGGAUUAAAGCAGGAAGGGAAGGAAAUUCACAGGCUAAAGUUCCACCGAAUCCACCAUGGCCAGAUAUAUUGCUCGUAUCAGAAAAUGCAUCCCAGGAGUUCGGCAUCCAGACAGCAACAUCCCGUCUCAAGGUGUUACCGUGGAUAUGGGGGCGGUUGAUUACGGGAAAGAGAAGGACAAGGGACAAAUGUCAUUCUAUAAUCCGAUGGACCCCGUGCCAAAAUAUGAAUUUUAUGCCAAAGACACUUGGUCGGGACGUAUAAAAAGCACCAGACCGUCACUGGAUGCUCUGCGCAAACCACCAGACCCUGAUGAUCUUCCUCCACCACCAGAGGACGACGGACAGCCCAAAGUCAAGCUUGUUCGCUUUGGAUGGGUUCUGGGAGUCAUGAUCCGCUGUAUGUUGAACAUCUGGGGAGUCAUUAUGUACCUGCGGCUGCCGUGGAUCACGUCUCAAGCUGGAAUCAGUGAGUCAGUCUUCCAUCUGGCUUAUUUAAUUCAGUUCAUAUCCUAA
Messenger RNA from Sinocyclocheilus anshuiensis, 650 nucleotides. RefSeq names its product solute carrier family 12 member 3-like. Gene Ontology annotation, molecular function: sodium:potassium:chloride symporter activity. The record is from RefSeq and is a predicted model, not a curated record. Bases 192 to 650 code for a protein of 152 amino acids. Lineage: Eukaryota; Metazoa; Chordata; Actinopteri; Cypriniformes; Cyprinidae. The transcript has 5 exons. Gene Ontology annotation, biological process: cell volume homeostasis; sodium ion homeostasis; potassium ion import across plasma membrane. Gene Ontology annotation, cellular component: apical plasma membrane.